AUGCCACGGGUGUCCCCUACACAACUUAGAAAAGCUCGUGACGUACAUAAGGUUCUUCCUUAUUUGCUAGCUCCCACACAGGGUUCACAAAAUAUGGCAUUGCAAGAGCUUCGAUGGCUGUCUCAAAGCUUUAAAACGCGGCUCUCGUUGACUUGGGCGUGCCGUAAAAGGCAUUCGAAUUAUCCAUUGCAAUACCUAUUGGGAAGUCAACCCUUUAAUAACUUGGAGGUUCUGUGUGAAGAAAAUGUAUUGAUCCCAAGAUGGGAAACUGAAGAAUGGUCAAGAGCCAUCUCUGUAGCGCUUGAGAGAUCAUUGCGACCAGACAUGAAUCAACUAAACAUCGUGGAUCUUUGUUCUGGAACUGGUUGUAUCUUACUGUCUCUACUGUCAUAUUUGGAACCGGACCAGAUAAAAACAGCUAUUGGUGUUGAUAUUUCACCAAUUGCAAUAGAGUUAAUUAAAAAAAAUAUAAUUUUUAAUCAAUUAAAUUUAUAUGAUGUCAAGUUGAUUCGAAAAGAUAUAAAUAAUUGUCAAACUCCGAUACAUUUUGAAAAUCACAUAGAUAUUUUAACUUGCAAUCCACCAUACAUACCGACCUUGAAUUAUAAUUCUUCUGUGUCAACAUCUGUAAAAUUAUAUGAACCUUCUUUGGCAUUAAAGGGUGAUUUAAUUUUUUAUAAAACGUUGUUAACACGUUAUUUACCAUUCACAGAUUCCUUUUUUUUGAAUUUGCCAAUAGUAACCAAUUUAAUUAUUUUAAAACAUCAUUAG
Henningerozyma blattae CBS 6284 is the source of this 771-nucleotide messenger RNA. It is a transcript of the gene MTQ1, whose product is annotated as S-adenosylmethionine-dependent methyltransferase. Gene Ontology annotation, cellular component: mitochondrion. Gene Ontology annotation, molecular function: protein methyltransferase activity. Lineage: Eukaryota; Fungi; Ascomycota; Saccharomycetes; Saccharomycetales; Saccharomycetaceae. The transcript has a single exon. Gene Ontology annotation, biological process: protein methylation. Bases 1 to 771 code for a protein of 256 amino acids. The record is from RefSeq and is a predicted model, not a curated record.